GAAAUGACGUAAUACAUCAACUUACCAAGGGAAGAAGCUCCUCCAUCUACGUAUCUAUCACACUGACCAAUGGGACAAAGCUUUAUGAAUUAUACAGCCAGUUCUCUGUUGCUGACGAAAUCAACAAAUACAGACUUUUUCUUGGGGGGCCAGCUACAGGGACACUGGGUAACCGUAUGUUAUACACUAUUUUUCCUGAUCACUAUGAUCUGUCUGGGAUGUCCUUCUCCACCCCAGACAGAGAUAACGACAGAGCUAGACAUAACUGUGCUGCUGGAUGGAAAGGAGGCUGGUGGUUUAACGGAUGUCACCUCGCCUUCCUGAACGGUCCCUGGUCACAGGUUGGUUAA
Messenger RNA from Saccostrea cuccullata (small rock oyster), 350 nucleotides. RefSeq names its product fibroleukin-like. Lineage: Eukaryota; Metazoa; Mollusca; Bivalvia; Ostreida; Ostreidae. The record is from RefSeq and is a predicted model, not a curated record. The transcript is spliced from 2 exons. The annotation marks the transcript as partial.